AUGAUGAGUGAAGAUACAGGUAAAUCACCUGAUGAACAACCAACAUCAACUUCUGAAAUAAAAGUUUUUUAUUAUAUCGAUGAUCAAGAUCCACCGUAUUUAACAAAAUUAAAUGUAACUGGUGUACCACGUUUAAAAGAUUUUAAAAAUGCUCUUGAUCGUAAUUGUGCAAAAUAUAAAUUUUUCUUUGCUACGAAUGAUCCAUCAAUUGGAAAAGUGAAAGAAGAAAUAACUAAUGAUGAACAAAUUUUACCAUUUGACACACAAGAUCGUAUUCUUGCUUAUCUUGUGUCUAUCGAAGGUAGUACAACAUCAAGUGGUGGUGGAGGUGGUGGUGGAAGUAAACAACCGAAGCAUACUUAUCAUCAUCGAGAUGAUACGAUUUUAACAUCAACAACAAAUAGUUCAUUCAAUAUUCAACAACCACGUUUACAACGUAUGAGUCGACGUUAUGCAUCAGCUAAUAGUGCUGAUUAUCAAAAAUAUUUUCUUAAACAACGAGCUGUUAAUGAUAUGGCAUCAUUUCCAAGUAGUGAUCUGGAGUCAACAACAUUCUUAGAUGAAACGGAAGAUGAUAGAUAUUCCACGGUAACUGACUCAACAACGAUUUCAUCACGAUAUCAUGGUCGAAAUCGACCUCGUCGAAGAAAACAUCGAUUACCAUCAGGAUUUGAUCGAGCAUCAUCAUUCAGUAGUCUAAAUUCAGAAUCAACAAUGACAUUAAAUAUUAUCACCGUAACACUUAAUUUAGAUGCAGUUAAUUUUUUGGGUAUAAGUAUUGUUGGUCAAAGUGAUAAAACAGGUUCAAGUGAUGGAGGAAUCUAUGUUGGUUCAAUCAUGAAAGGAGGUGCAGUUGCACAAGAUGGUCGUAUUGAACCAGGUGAUAUGAUACUUCAAGUAAAUGAUAUUAGUUUUGAAGGAUUAUCAAAUGAUGAUGCUGUUAAAAUUCUACGUGAAACUGUACAAAAACCUGGACCAAUUAAACUGGUUGUAGCCAAAUGUUGGGAUCCCACCCCACGUGGUUAUUUUACAUUACCUCGUCAUGAACAAGCACGUCCUGUUGAUCCAUUAUCAUGGCUUGCACACACACAAGCUGUACAAAAUACAUAUAAUAAUCCUCAACAACAAGUUUUACUUCAUCAUCGACAAUCGAUAUUAAAUUCAACAACAAAUAUGAGUUCAACUAUAUCAAGUACAAAUAAUACAAUAGUGGAUAAUCAACGUUUUGGUCUUGAUCUUAAUUUAACUAUUAAUUCUGAUAUGGAUACAAUUGUACGAGCUAUGGCUGAACCUGAUUCAGGCUUAGAUAUACGUGAUAGAAUAUGGCUUAAAAUUCCCAUACCAAAAUCAUUUCUUGGUUCGGAUUUAGUUAAUUGGUUAUUUCAACAUGUCGAUGGAUUUGUCAAUCGUAAUGAUGCAAGAAAAUAUGCAUCAUCUAUGCUUAAAGCAGGUUAUAUUCGACAUACGGUUCAUAAAUUAACAUUUUCUGAACAGUGUUAUUAUGUUUUUGGCGAUAUUUAUUCACAAGGAAUAUCUCAAUUGACACUUGAUGAAGAAGCUGAAGAUUAUGAAACGGUCUCUGAUCAUACAAAUACUACUGAUCGUCGUAGUGGUGAUUCAUUAUUAACAACAACGAGACAAAAUACUGUAACUACAUUUGGUUUUGUUGAUAAAAAUAAUGCUCCACUUCAAUCACCUUCACAAUCUUUAUUAACUGAUACACAACAUUCAGGUAUUAUUGGUACGAAAUCAUCUUCAACAUCAACGAGUAGUAGUAGUGAAACUCGACAAUUAAUUGAUGUACCAAAUAAAUUACGUUCAAGCAAAGAAUCAUUUCAACGUGCUAUGACCAAUCCGUUACCUCGAGAAUUUUUUGUUGAUGUUAUUCUUUGUUAUACAAAUACAUCACGAACAUGGAUAUGUGAUGAUUAUGAUGCAUUAAAUACUACUAAAACAAAUAAUUUAGAUUAUCAAAUUAUUUUAAAUAAUCAACAAUUUGAAAAUUUUUUUCUAAGAAAUUAUUUUUUAACAGAAUUCAUACUUGAUAAUUAUCCAUUAACACUUCAUUUAUUAAAUGCAAGUAACAAUCAAUUCGAAAAAAUAAUUAUAACAUCAAAAAAUCGUUAUAAAUCAAAACUUCGUCAUUUAAUACUUGAAUCAAAUCAUAUUCGACAAUUUAAUAUUGAUAAAAUUAUUUUACCUGAAUCAUUAGAAAUAAUAUCAUUAGCAAAUAAUCGUUUAGAAAUUCUUGAUGCUCGGUGUUUUUCAUAUUUAAAGAAUUUAAUUAAACUUGAUCUAAGAAAUAAUCAAUUAAAACGUAUUUUGCCUGAAUUGCUAUUUAAUAUUAAUAUUGAUCUAAAUAAUAAUCCACUCGAUUGUCAAUGCACAACUGAAUUUUACCGAAUUAUAUGCGAAAAAUCAACAAAUUUAAAACAAUCUAUAAACGAAAGUCAUAAUUGCAUAGCACCAUAUUAUGAUCCUCAACAAUCAGAUACUCAUCCAGCAUCUUAUUUACGUUUUUCUACAUUUACUCUUAUAUGUCCAAUUAAUGGUCAACCUCCACCUAUAAUUAUUUGGUCAACGCCAUUUGGUAAUCUUACAUCAAUAAAUAUAUCAAAUAUUGAUUUACUUCCAUAUAAUAAUGGUAAACCAAUAUAUGUUACAUUAACAAGUUUAGCUGGUCCAUUAACUGCUCGUACACGACAUAAAUUACAUGCAUUUAAUACAAAUCAUUUAUCUAUAACACAAGCACGUGCUAGUUUACAACAUCAUUUUUCAUGUUCAGGGAUAAAUAUGCUUGGAAUAUAUACAUAUAAAUUUAAUUUUAAUAUUGAUACUUAUGCUAAAAAACAUGCUUUAUGGCUUAUGAUGUAUACAAUGAUUUUUGGAUUUGUUAUGUCACUUAUUGGUAUUAUACUUUGUAUAAUAUUAAAACGAACAUAUUAUUAUUCAAAUGAUCAUAUGAAAACACCACCAUUAUAUCCAACAAUGACACCGAAUAGUGCUGCACGUACACCACCUAAUUUUGAACUUAAUCAAUGGUUAUCAUCGGCAGCAGCAAAUAUAACUGGAACACUUGAACAAGUACGUGAUAAACUUCGUUCAGGUGUACAACAAGUUAGUGGAACAAUUCGACAAGCAGCUGAAAGUUUGGCUGCUUAUCUUCAACCAUUUCGUGAAACAAGUCAACAACGAUUUAAUUUUAUACGUGUACAAACAUUAUCAUCUUUACGUAGUUCUGGUAAUUUUAUGCGUGCUGGUAUGAAUAUGUUAACAGUACAAGUUAAUUCUUUACGUGAUUAUUGUGGUGUAACAACAGCUCAUUUAAUGCCAUCAAAUUAUUUAUUACAACAACAACAACUUCAUAAUUUACAAAAUUCAACUUCAUCAAUAUCAUGUAUGCAUCAUAAUCAAAUGCCGACAAUAAUUGAUGAUGAAGAAUCUAUUAUUGAAUCAACAUUAUUAAAUAAUUCUCAAGAUUAUUCACCUUAUACAGGAUAUAUACCAUCAACUGUAUCAACAAAUGGAUCAGGUAUUGGUCAACUUGAUACAGCUAAUAAUUCAGCUUUAUUAGCAUUAAAUAAUUUUAAUCAAGAUAUAAUAAAUAUCUCUGUUGAUGAAAAUAUCACAAUGAGAGGACAUAUGAUAGGUGGAAUUGGAACAUUUCAUGAUCGAAGUCAUGAUCACAAUGAUGAACUUAUUAAUGAAUCUCAAAGAUUAAUUAAUGAUAAUGAAUAA
Rotaria sp. Silwood1 is the source of this 3738-nucleotide messenger RNA. NCBI's taxonomy places the organism in Eukaryota, Metazoa, Rotifera, Eurotatoria, Philodinida, Philodinidae. The record is from the annotation of a GenBank genome assembly.